Molecule: messenger RNA, 309 nt
Organism: Drosophila mauritiana
Lineage: Eukaryota; Metazoa; Arthropoda; Insecta; Diptera; Drosophilidae
Gene: Eig71Ei
Exons: 3
Coding region: 1-309 (102 amino acids)
Source: RefSeq, a predicted model, not a curated record
AUGUUAAAACUUUUGCUGUCAUUGGCUAUUGUGUGCCUGCUUAUGGCUCACAUACAAGGCAAUCCCGAUGAAGCUAACAGGCGUCACAAAAUCUGCAUUCGCACCUAUGAUAAGUGCAUUGAAAAUGAAGCUAGUUUGGGAAAACAGGACGAUACCUCCAAGUUCUUUAACGACUACUGUCGCCGUUCGGAUUCUGUCUGGUCAGAUGUAAGCCGUUGUGAUCUUCUGCGAAUAGCCUGUUUAUCUACUGUGCGCGAUUGCGAAACACCGACUUGCAAGAAUGUUGCCCACCGAAUGCGUCUUUGGUGA